Messenger RNA from Pisolithus orientalis, 1885 nucleotides. Its product is annotated as amino acid permease. The record is from RefSeq and is a predicted model, not a curated record. Gene Ontology annotation, biological process: transmembrane transport. The transcript has 15 exons. NCBI's taxonomy places the organism in Eukaryota, Fungi, Basidiomycota, Agaricomycetes, Boletales, Pisolithaceae. Gene Ontology annotation, cellular component: membrane. Gene Ontology annotation, molecular function: transmembrane transporter activity. Bases 126 to 1733 code for a protein of 535 amino acids.
GUUGCAAAGCAACGGCUCCACCAUGAUGGAUUCAUAUCAUUGGCCGAGAUUCCUUCUACUAAUCAAGCUACUUAUCGCGUGGAGGUCCCUGUGUUUGCAAUUUCUGCUCCCUCUCUCGCGCGGUCAUGUCCCGCACCGUAGAUGACGAUGAUCACAACCUGGAGGCAUUGGGGUACAAGCCCUCUUUCAGAAGAGAAUUCUCCAAUUUAGCUACUAUUAGCUUCGCCUUUAGUAUAAUGGGUCUCUGCUCUAGCGUGGCUACGACGUUCAACACUCCGUUGCUUCUGGGAGGUCCCGCCUCUGCAACAUGGUGCUGGCUGCUAGGCUCGUGCAUGUGUUUCACAUUGGGAUCUAGCAUUGCGGAGAUCGUGUCUGCGUUCCCAACGUGCGGUGGUCUUUAUACGGCCUCUGCCAGGCUAUGCCCGUCAACACAUCGAGCCGUCGUUGGUUGGUUAGUCGGCUGGCUCAAUCUCCUUGGCCAGAUAGCAGGGGUUUCAUCUACCGAAUUCGGUCUCGCCAACAUGAUUUUGGGAGCAGUCUCAAUAGCCUCACCAGAAUUUGCGAUUGCGCCGGGGAAGACAGUCGGGGUGUUUACAGGACUACUUAUCACCCAUGGCAUUUUAAACUCACUUGCUACCAAACAUCUCGCGUUCUUCACCCGCGGUUUUGUGUUUGUGAACCUCGGCACGACUAUUAUCAUUAUUAUGGUGCUUCUGGCCACCACCCCGAGGUCGGAAAUGCAUUCUGCAAGCUAUGUUUUUGGCAGCCAAGGUAUCAUCAACGAAACGGGAGGGUGGAACAAUGGCAUCGCAUUCUUAUUUGGAUUGCUCAGCGUGCAGUGGACUAUGACCGAUUAUGAUGCUACCGCUCACAUUUCUGAGGAGGUUCGCCGCGCUGCCUAUGCAGCACCAUCUGCUAUUUUCAUUGCUGUGAUCGGAACUGGCAUUCUUGGCUGGAUCCUUAAUAUUGUGCUUGUGCUCUGUUCUGGUCCGAUUGGGGACUUGCCAGGGAUAUCCGGGUCGGCUUUCCUACAGAUAAUGGUCACACGAAUGGGCGUUCCUGCAGCACUCUUUUUGUGGAGUUUCGUGUGCCUUACUGCUUUUUUCGUGGUACAAACGGCAUUGCAAGCUUGCUCGCGGUUGCUUUAUGCGUUCAGUCGCGAUCAUGCCCUUCCGGAUUCCGGAUACUUCAACCAUAUCUCCCCCUGGACUCAGACGCCCUUACGUGCCAUUUGGCUAACGACUGCUGUAUCCAUCUUACCCGGUCUGCUUGACCUCGCAUCACCAGUUGCAGCCAACGCGAUAUUCGCUCUCACUGCCAUAGCACUGGAUACCAGCUACAUCAUACCCAUCUUCUUACGCCGCCUAUAUGCAAACCACCCCGAAGUGCGUUUCCAACCGGGUCCAUUCUAUAUGGGAUCCGGUAUUGUCGGCUGGGCUGCAAACAUAGCAUGCAUUUCGUGGACUCUUUUCGUAUGCGUAAUCUUCUCGCUACCUACUGUCCUCCCCGUCACUAGGGAGAACAUGAAUUAUGCAUCCGUAAUCACGAUCGGUGUCAUCGUCGUUACCGGGGUAUGGUACAUACUUAGUGCACAUCGGCAUUACCAUGGUCCGAGCUCCGACCUGACUAAUGCUGAAACCAGAUCCAGGCUAGGCGCAAGCCAAGGUAUUCCGGUACAGGAAGUCUUUGCCGAUGCGGACGAGAAGAAAUCGCAGUCGGACGGUAUCGCCUAAUAGAUCUCGAUUAUGUGUGGCCAACGUGCUUUUAGGGGGGGUUAUGUACCUGGCUGUCCUCGUGCAUUCAGGCCAGUCUACAUGCGUUUGCGAAUGCCGUAUGUACCGUUAGUGCGUGCUCUGUGUUCAUCAAUCUGGAAUGCACAGGACGG